AAACGGGUGCUGUCUUUCCCUCCAUACCCUGGAGACUACCUGCACCCAGUGGUCUAUGCCUGCACCGCCGUGAUGCUGCUCUGUCUGCUCGUGUCAAUCAUGACUUACGUUGUCCAUCACAGGGUGAUCCGGAUCAGUAGGAAGGGGUGGCACAUGCUGGUGAACUUCCUCUUUCACACUGCCGUAACGUUUGGGGUGUUUGCUGGAGGCAUCAACCAGAUUAAAUAUCCCGUCGUGUGUCAAGUGGUUGGUGUUGUCUUGCACUACUCCUCUCUUUCCACCAUGCUAUGGCUGGUUUUCACUGCCAGGAGUAUUUGCAGGGAGGUGUCCAAAGCCCCACCCCCUUCACAAGACAGGGGUGUGGCCCCUAAGCAACGCCCUAAAGCCACUAUUUUCAGGGUUUAUCUGGUCAGUGGUGGGGUUCCCCUGAUCAUCGUUGGGGUCACAGCAGCCUUCAGCAUGGAAAACUAUGGGAGUCAAGAUGACGCCCCUUAUUGCUGGAUGGCUUGGGAGCCCAGUCUGGGAGGAUUCUACAGCCCCACAGCGUUCUUGGUGUUGCUGAUGUGCAUGUACUUCCUGUGUACGUUUGUGCAGCUGAAACGUCACCCGGAGCGUAAGUACGAGCUGAAAGCCAUGACGGAAGAACAGCAACGACUGGCCGCUGCUGAAAUGGGUCACUGCCACUCAGGUGAACCGGGUGAAUCAGGCGAGAUGGCCCAUGCCAGAUGCUCCGCCCUCACUGCCUCCAUGCUGGCCAAUGAGCACUCCUUUAAAGCCCAGCUGAGGGCCACAGCCUUCACACUCUUCCUGUUCCUGGCCACCUGGGCGUUUGGAGCCCUGGCUGUGUCGCAGGGUCAUUUUCUGGACAUGAUUUUUAGCUGCCUGUACGGCGCGUUCUCCGUCACGCUGGGAUUAUUCCUCCUCAUCCAGCACUGUGCCAAGCGUGACGACGUGUGGCACCGCUGGUGGGCGUGCUGCCCGUCUCGGCCGAAGGUGGAGGUAAACGGAGACGCAGCGGGAAAUGCCGGCGAACUCGGACUCGCUCGGACUCACCCUCACGGCCAGGCGCAAGGGCACACGCAGAUCCGCUGCCACGCGGACUCGCCGUGCGCGGGCAAACCUCUCCUCUCCCCCCACCUCCACGCCCCGUCUACCCCGUGCUGCAAACUAGCCGCGCUACCAUCCGCCCAAAAUCACACCGGCUCCUGCUGUGCGACCCUUCACAGCCCGUCCCCGGUCUUGGGGAGUUCACCACGCCCGCAGUCCCUCCCAGAUGAGCUGCCCCGCCCCGCUCUGCCCCUUCAGAGCUGCCUGAAGGACAGGACUAAGUCUCGUUCUUUCAACAGGCCUCGCCCCUGCCUCAGAGACUACGCCUAUCACAUGACCUCCACCAGUAUGGACAGCAGCGUGCACAGUUCCCACCUGGACAGUCCUCACAGCACGCACCUGGACAACACACUCACCUGUCACACCUCACACCUGGGGAGUCAGCUGAGCUGCCACAACCCUCACCCAGACACCCAGCUGCGCUGUCCCAGUCCCAGCCCCCACCUGGACAGUCAGCUGACCUCACACAGCCUGCACGACGGCUUGAGCUGCCACUCCUCUCACCUGGACGGCCAGCUCUCCUGCCUGGAAGGACAUGCCUGCCUCAGACACACGUGCUGUGCCAAAGCAGAUCCGUUUUCCGGCAUCUGCUGCCCAAAACUCGACCCGUUUGCCAGCGUGUGCCAGGCAGAGGACGCUGAUACGGGCUCUCUCCUGUACGACAGAGCCAAAGCAGCCGAUCAAGAGGAAGAGGUUUUGCUGCACGUGGACGUGGCCCCGGCACGGGCGGCUCUGCCCUGCUCUCAGGCCACGCUCAGCAGGAGAGGAACGCUCAGCCGCAGGGGAACGCUGAGCCGGAAUGGCAGCCUGCAGGAGGACUUCCUGUUCAGCUCAGAUUCCACAGGAAACAUCAGGACUGGCCCCUGGAAGAAUGAAACUACAGUGUAA
This is a messenger RNA of Chanos chanos (milkfish), 1995 nucleotides long. It is a transcript of the gene adgra1a, whose product is annotated as adhesion G protein-coupled receptor A1a. Gene Ontology annotation, molecular function: G protein-coupled receptor activity. Bases 73 to 1995 code for a protein of 640 amino acids. NCBI's taxonomy places the organism in Eukaryota, Metazoa, Chordata, Actinopteri, Gonorynchiformes, Chanidae. Gene Ontology annotation, cellular component: postsynaptic density; plasma membrane; glutamatergic synapse. Gene Ontology annotation, biological process: cell surface receptor signaling pathway; G protein-coupled receptor signaling pathway. The record is from RefSeq and is a predicted model, not a curated record. The transcript is spliced from 5 exons.